AUGGUCUACAAUUGCCCAUCACAUCGCAAUUCUACAGUAGAUUCUCUGAUUCUACCAGAAUUUUCAAACAGAAGUAUUACUCUUGAUGAAAAAUAUGAGUAUAAUGAUGAUUUUGAAUCAAUGAUUGGAAUGGGUGCAUUUGGCGCAGUUUUUCGAGGACAUCAAAAAGAUGAUAAAGAACAGGUGGGUAAACUGUGGAUCUUUGAAAUUUCAAAAUAUCUGAUUUUUUCAGAGCGUGGCUGUGAAACGCAUGCUCCGUGUUCAUGUCAAAGAAAAUGAGCUGAAAAUGAUAAGGUUUGUUUUUGUAGAAUAUUUGGCGGGAAAAUGGUUUUUUUUCAGAAAUGGUAGUUUUUUUUCAAAAAUAGAAUUGUAUCCAAAAAGUGAGAGUUUCAAGAUUUUUUUCAGAAGUUCAGUUGAUUUUAGGAAAAUAAAAUUUUUUUGAGAGAGAAAAUUGAAUUCUAGAAAAUUUAUGGGUUUCUUUCAGAAGAGCAGUUGAUUGUGAGAUUUUUUUGAGAAACUGGGGGAUUCUAGGAGAAAAAAAAAAUUGUUCAGAAAACCAUACAGAUUCACAGAAAAAACAAUUAUGUUUUUGCUUUAUUUAAUGUUGCUUCCUUUAAAACCCUUUUCGCAAGAAAAAAUCAGUCAUUUUUUUUCUUUAGUUGUUUUUUUUGUCAGAAGCAUUUAUUCUCAAGAGAUUAAAAAUUAUGGAAAUUCUCGGGAAAAUGUAUGAUGUUUGAGUUUUUUGAUCGACAGAAUAAUUUUAUAAUUUUUCUUGUUCCGUGUCAAAAUAAAAAGAAAACGGAAAAGGAAAACACAAAAACGCAAAGACUAAGAAGGCAAAAGAGAGCCCUGGCUACUAGUCCUCCCUGGGGGUAUCAAGCCCGGGGCCGGGAUUGAACUAUUGGCUUUGUAGACGGGGGAUCAAUCAGUUUAGCCACUAGACCACAAGACUCCCUGGCAUCCCUCAUCCUAUUUCCAUAUUUAUGAUGGUUAAUUCAUUUUUUUUCAGAGAUUUGAAAAGUGAAUAUCUUGUUGGUGUUCUCGAUAUUUGCAACUUUGAUGAACUUUUUUGUUGCCUCAUAAUGGAAUUGUGUGAUUGUGAUCUUGAUCAUCAUAUGAGAACAAUCUCCGAGCGUGGAAUCUUAAAUCCAGGGAAUUUCCGGCAACUGCUCGAUAAUAUUGCACGCGGUUACAAAGCACUUUACGAGUUGAAAAUAGUGCAUCGCGAUAUUAAACCACAGAACAUUCUCAUCAGUUAUCUAGACGAGUCGAAGCAAAUUGCAUGUGCACGAAUAACUGAUUUUGGUGAGUUCCUGUUUUUCAUCAAUAAUUCAUGAUUGUUUUUUUCUAGGAAUUUCACGAACGUUAGAAGAUGACGGCACUGAAUUAUGUAAUGUUGCCGGAACUUUAUUUUAUAUGGCACCUGAAGUUGGGGCAAAUCUAUUGAAAACAUGCCAAUAUGAUUCAAAAGUUGAUAUGUGGAGUAUUGGAUGUCUUCUCUAUCAAUGUGUCACUGGAGAAGUUCCAUUUGACGAAUGCAGUUUAUGUAGAUUAUUCUUAUACGUUGCUGGUGAAAAUUUCGAAGCAUAUGACCCACCAGAACUUCCAAAUGAAACAAAUACGGAAGUUUCGGGAAUAAUUCAAUCGCUUUUGCAACUUGAUACUUCUCAAAGAUGCACUCCAACACAAUUUUACGAUAAAGCCAUGCAUUGGUCCCAACAUAUUUGUUAA
Molecule: messenger RNA, 1731 nt
Organism: Caenorhabditis angaria
Lineage: Eukaryota; Metazoa; Nematoda; Chromadorea; Rhabditida; Rhabditidae
Source: the annotation of a GenBank genome assembly